Zea mays is the source of this 1463-nucleotide messenger RNA. RefSeq names its product delta(8)-fatty-acid desaturase 2. Gene Ontology annotation, biological process: lipid metabolic process. Gene Ontology annotation, molecular function: oxidoreductase activity, acting on paired donors, with oxidation of a pair of donors resulting in the reduction of molecular oxygen to two molecules of water. The coding region runs from base 91 to 1407 and encodes 438 amino acids. Gene Ontology annotation, cellular component: membrane. The transcript has 2 exons. Lineage: Eukaryota; Viridiplantae; Streptophyta; Magnoliopsida; Poales; Poaceae. The record is from RefSeq and is a predicted model, not a curated record.
UCCAAUCUACCCACAUUGCAUCGCGUGUUGCUGCGAUCGCGCAUCUGUUGAUCAUCAGAUUUGGUCGGUGGUUCUCGUUAUCCAGACGGGAUGGUGGCAGUGAAGGGCCCCGCGGCGACGGAGGACCAGAAAGCGUCUGAAAAGACGACGAAGCGCGUGACGUCGGCGGAGAUGGCGCGGCACUGCGGCGAGGGAGACGUGUGGGUGGCCGUGCAGGGGAAGGUCUACGACGUUACGGCCUGGCUGCCGCACCACCCGGGCGGGGACCUCCCGCUGCUCAGCCUGGCCGGGCAGGACGUCACCGACGCCUUCGUUGCCUACCACCCGGCCUCAGCGUGGCGGGUGCUCGACCGCUACCGCGUCGCCACGCUCUCCGACUACGCCGUGUCUGAGGUCUCCCGCGACUACCGCCGCCUCGUCGCCGAGUUCGCCAAGGCGGGCCUCUUUGACCGCAAGGGCCACGGCUGCGCCGCCUCGCUCUGCGCCAUGGCAGCACUGCUGGCUGGUGCCAUUUGGCUCGUACUCGCCACCACGAACGUGGCUGCGCACAUGGCGGCCGCCAUCAUGCUGGGCUUCCUGUGGAUGCAGUCAGGCUUCCUCGGCCACGACUCGGGCCACUACGGACAACCAAACGCACCCUACAUGGUGAUGCGGAGCGGGCUCCUGAACCGCGUCGUGCAGCUAGUGGCGGGCAACUGCGUCGCUGGCAUCAGCAUCGGGUGGUGGAAACGCAACCAUAACGCGCACCACAUCGCGUGCAACAGCCUCGACCACGACCCGGACGUGCAGCACAUGCCGCUCUUCGCCGUGUCGCCGCGCCUCUUCGCCUCCAUCACCUCUGCCUUCUACCGCCGGGCCAUGCGCUUCGACGCCGCGGCGCGCUUCCUCGUCAGCUACCAGCACUGGACCUUCUACCCGGUCAUGUGCGUGGCGCGCGUCAACCUCUUCGCGCAGUCGCUGUUGCUGCUCCUCGCCGCCGACACCCGGACGCGCGUGCCUGGGCGGCUCGCGGAGCUCGCGGGCGUCGCCGUGUUCUGGGUGUGGUACCCGUGGCUGGUGUCCCGGCUGCCCGGCGGCGUCCACGAGCACGCCGCCUUCGUGCUGCUCAGCUUCGCCGUCACGGGGAUCCAGCACGUGCAGUUCUGCCUCAACCACUUCUCGGCGGGGACGUACACGUACGUGGGGCGGCCCCGCGGCGACGACUGGUUCCAGAAACAGACACGGGGCACGCUGGAUGUGGCGUGCCCGCCGUGGAUGGACUGGUUCCACGGCGGGCUGCAGUUCCAGGUGGAGCACCACCUGUUCCCACGGCUGCCGCGGUGCCACCUCCGGCGCGUGGCGCCCCUGGUGCGCGACCUCUGCCGCAAGCACGGACUGCCCUACGAGCGCUGCGGCUUCUGGUGUUAGAAAGUUAGCUAUUUUUAGUUUUAAUUUAAUCCAGAAAACAGUGCGAUAUAUGUGAU